UAAUCAUCUGUAUUGGCUAGUUAUGAUGUUGAUUAAAAAACCCUGGAGAAUCAAUCAUGAGAGUACAUGGAGCACAUGGGGAGAAUGCAUGUGAUUCAUUCAUCAAAAAUUUUAUUAUUUAGAAAUCAGUAUAAUCCACAUUCAAGUGGCUAUUCAAAGAAAUUCAAUUAAGCAAAUUGUAUGCUUUUAGCAUCUCUUGUUGCAAAAAGCCAUAUCAUGUUUUUGAACUAUAUUUAUCCCAAAAUGUCCAUGUUCAUGUUCUUCUUUGAAGGGCCAAAACGACUCUCAAAUCUCACUUGAGAUUAAGAAUCUGCCUUGGGAAAUUUCAUUCUCUUCCAAUUUCCAAGGGGCAUAGUGAAAUCAAACUUUAAAUUGGUACAUUGAACUCGUACCAGAUCUUUUCAGAAGUCCAGCAAACACGUCUUUCUUGUAAAUUAAGGUUUUUAAGGUGCAGUGCUCAACGAUGUGGUUUAACAUUGAUGCCAUCAGUAUAGCCAUUGGUUGUGUCAAGCAGCCCUGCUAACUGCACUCCUCUGUCUGUCAUCAUAUAAAGCCCACCCAAUGCCGGGUAAGCAGUUCUGAUUGGUUCCUGGGUUUUUGGUGAUUUGGAAAUUGCCCUCAAUGUUAUGGUGGUCUCCAAGAGGACCUGCUGAGCAAAUUCAAAUGGGCCAACAAAUUUCCCCAGGCUAGCCAAUCGGUGUUUGUGUGGCUGAGUUUGUCUGCGAUUUCCUGUGACUCCGCGCCCCCGACAGGUGUUUGACUGACUUGAAGGAUGACCCAGAACAGCAUGCAGGCGUUGCCCACGGCCGACGACGCGCAGAAGGAGCAGGAGAGCGAGGCCACAGGUACCCCCGACUCAGUGGAGGAGGCGGUGGGGGAGUCGCUCUGGGACAGGGCUUGGAGGACCGCACUGACCGCAGGGGCCUUCCUCAGCCUUUACGUCAUCUCACAGAUACUGGGAGUGUGGGUCGUGUACAUGCUGAACGGAUACCAUGCGUUCCCAGCGGCUCAUAAAGUGCUGGACCUCAUGCAGUACCUGCUCUCAUCCACAGACCAGGAGGCAUCAGUCCAGGAACAGGUGGAGAUCUGGAGGGUGGAGACUCUAUGCCCCCUACUGGCCACACUGUUCCUUGGCGUGGUGAUCCUUGGCACUGGGACUCUCUUCUGCAUCCGGACCCUGGUGCCUGGACCCCACCCCACCUUCCCCGACGACCGACGCCAGUCCAUGAGCCGCCAGCCCUCCUUCACCUACUCGGAGUGGACAGACGCCAAGGCGGACGACUUCUUCGACCUGGAGCCCGUGCCCGAGACGCCCGUGUUCGACUGCUUCAUGGACAUGAAGGCCGACUCCGACCACGGCACUCUGAGCGUCAAAGGCGUGGGCCUUCAGGAAAGACGAGGCUCCAACGUGUCGCUGACGCUGGACAUGUGCACCCCGGGCACCACGGAGCCUUACGGGGCGCUGCUGUCCCCCCGCGACCAGACCACCCAGGAGUACCUGCAGAAGGCCUCCAACGUGCUGACCGCUGCCCAGCUGCACGCCAGGGCCCUGGACGACGCCGUGGUGCAGGCCGAGUUCUACGAGACUCCAAUGAAUUUUGUGGACCCAAAGGAAUACAGUAUCCCUGGUGUAGUGCGGAAAAAUCGAUAUAAGACCAUUCUUCCCAACGCACACAGCAGAGUGUGCCUUAGAGCCAUGGACAAAGACGACUUCCUCAGCACCUACAUCAAUGCCAAUUACCUGCGGGGCUAUGGGGACGAGGACAGGGCUUACAUCGCCACCCAGGGCCCGACGGUCAACACAGUGGGGGACUUUUGGAGGAUGGUGUGGCAGGAGCACUCACCCAUCAUCGUCAUGAUCACCAACAUCGAGGAGAAGAACGAGAAGUGUGCAGAGUACUGGCCAGAGGACACUGUGACCUGUGAGGGGAUCGAGAUCACAGUCCAGCAGGUCAUCCAGGCGGACGACUACAGCCUUCGAAUCUUUUCUCUGAAGUGUGAGGAAGAGGAGCGGAGCCUAAAGCAGUACUGGUACACCUCAUGGCCUGACCAGAAGACACCAGACAAGGCCCCGCCCCUCCUUGAGCUGGUCCAGGAAGUGGAGGAGGCGCGGGAACAGGCUCCGCCCGGAAGUGGCCCCGUCAUUGUCCACUGCAGCGCUGGCAUCGGCCGUACUGGCUGCUUCAUUGCCACAAGCAUCCUCUGCAAGCAGCUGAGAAAUGAAGGGGUGGUGGACAUCCUCAAGACAACCAGCCAACUGCGCCUAGACAGGGGUGGGAUGAUCCAAACAGCGGAGCAGUACCAGUUUGUUCAUCACGUUCUCAGUUUGUAUGAGAAGCAGCAUUCCCACCAUACGGAGGAGUAAAGAUGGCGGACGUCGUCCAGCGUCGUCCAGUCCCUCCUCACAGACCAACGGCCCCACUCUCUGCCCCGUCUGCACUACAUCAGAACCAGCCUUGCAUGCCAUUCCAACAGACCUGCCCGACUCUCCGCAUGGCAUCCCAUCGUUCCCCCGACCCACAGCCCUGACCGCCGCGUCGCGCCUCCCGAAAAAAAACACUCCUCCAACUCCGAUCGAGACACUCCAUCAGCAUUCAGAGGAAGCACACGAUCGACAGUCAUUCCAGCCGCCUGACCAAACACAUCCAACAACCCCUUUGCGUAGCUUCAUUAGCAAACAUGAUCCAGAGAGAAGCAUUUGUUUUGAACUGCCCCCCCCCACCCCCACCCCCACUCCCUCCAUCUUCACUCCCACCCUGUGAGCGCCGACUUUAUGAAGCCUGUGAGGGAACUCUGAGGACAGAGGGUAGCUCAACAAUUCCACCCAGGAUGCCAUCAGCACACAUCCCCAAAGACUUCCUUGCCUUGCAGCCCAAAGCCUGACACUGGUAUGAGGUAUGGCCUUGGUGCUGCUGGACUCUUUCUCAAUCCGAAUGUAAGAAGGGUAGAUGGCCAUGCGGUCACGAGCCAGAUCUCAGUGUGUCAUUACAGCACAACAACAAUCCACUAUGGACGAUGAAGAAGAAGACGAGGAAGAAGAACAUAAAAACACAGAGGGACAAUCUCGACCUUCUUGGUCUUUUUGACCACCGUGUUUGUCAUGAGACUGACCGUGGUCAGAAGGUCCGGUCGUCGUGCUGCGUGGGUUAUUGGCAGAGGAGCAGUAUUGUUUGCCAGCCAAAAAAAAAACUAAAAAAACUGAAGGAUUUAGAGCCUAAACAUUCAACGUCUACAUCGGUCUCAACAGGGCAGAACUAACACACAUACGUACAUAGUCAACAUAGUCAACACUGAUGCCAAUUUUCCACUACAGGAGAGUGAAUGCAUUAUUGUGUGUUUGUGUAUGUUUGUGUGUGUGUGUGUGUGUGUGUGUGUGUGUGUGUGUGUGUGUGUGUGUGUGUGUGUGUGUGUGUGUGUCUGCAUGUGUUUGUGUGUGUGUGUGCAUAUGUACUGUAAGUGCAAGUGUGUGUGUGUGUGUGUGCAAAUACACAUGUGAGCAAAUACACAUGUGCGUAUGUACCGUACAGUAUGUCUGCAUGAGAGAGAGAGAGAGAGAGAGAGAGAGAGAAAGUGUGCUAAUACAUUAUGAUGACAUGGGUGCGUGCAUAUCAUAAAACAUGUCUUUCUUAGUUGAGAGAAGUCAGUCAGUCUCAAGCAUGUGCAGUAUUAGUUCAUAACGGUCUGUUGAGUGGCUUGUCGGAGAGGCCCAGAGUGUCUCUCCUCACCCAAAUUCUCCUAUAGAAUGUGUACAACUGCACAGGCAGGACACCCUGCUAUGAACUGCAACAAGCUAUAAUGUUUUUUAGACAUUGACAGCCUGCAUUGUGGUUGGUCUCAAGGAAUAGGUUAAUCUAGCACAUGUAUUUUAUACAUAAUGGCCUUACUCAGUGUCUGUCCGUCGGUCUCGUCCACAUGCCUUCCUUGUCCAUGACUCUCCUGCUUGUCGUGUUUGUUCCUGGUGGUGGUGUUCCACUUGACUUGAACACACAUUUGAUGCUGCACCUCAAGAUUUUAUGUGAUCAAAAUGCCGGUACACUGUAUAUCCAACUACUGUUAACCAUGUACAUAACAGCUUGCUUCUGUGACGGGAAGUGCGAGAGUGUGGCAUAUCGCAGGAGAAUUACAGACCCUGCAUCUGCAGGUGUCCCUCUGUAACUUGAUCAAUGACUGAUCUUUUAUUGAUUUGCCUGCUUCUCUUCUAUUGACUUGGACUUAAUUUGUAUGUGAGUCGGCUUACCCGUUUAGUUCUCUGGGUGUAUCAUUGGCAGCAAAAUGAGACAGAAGCAUUGUUCUAGAUGGCAGCUCUAUCAAAUGAUCUGACAGCUUUGCUCAGAUGUUUUUUUUUUUUCUUCUCCCCCUCCCAGUCUGCAUGACAAAGUCAACAAUGAACUGUGUCCGUGUGAGUGACUCUGACAGAGUGUCUGAGACGUCGUAUCUGCACUCUGCCUAAUCUGCAUCCAGUGCUGUGUGCCGUGCCCCGUCUCUGCCGCUCGCUGGAGUCGAGACUGAGCGAGAGGAGAGGCGCGAGGGGAAAUGUGCACAGCACGCGGAGGAGGGAAUCGCUGGCUAGGCUUCAUUUAACGGUCACUUCAGUGAUGCCAGUGACCCCCCCCUCCCCCUCCCCCCUCCCUCACCACCACUCCCCCACCUCCCAACCUGAUUGAUUUGUUACUGCAUUGAAAUUCAUGACCUGUCUUUUAAAUGUAAAUUGUUUAUUUUCAUCCACGUCUAAUGAAAUUGUUUGUAUCCUUAAUUAAUUAAGAGCUAGUGUAUCAUUGUGCUUUGUACUUACUAUAUUGGUUUGUUUCAGUACAACGGACGUUGACUUCAUAUAUUUGCUUUAUAUUAUGUUUUAGUGUUAUGAUAAGUGUGUUUGAUAAUCUGCUAUGACAGCAUUGUUUUUUUUCUUUUUUCUAAUUGGUUUAUGUUUUGAUGUUCUAUCUGUUGCAGCAUUGCCAACAUCUCCCUGUUUCUGUACACUGCCAAAGACUUCCUUCAAAGUACAUUCAUGCCCAUAGUAGGGGCUACUUUAGGCCGACAAGACUGGACGUAUAGAAUGAAUGCCUAUAUUGUUCUGGUGCAUGUGCUCCAAACUGGAAUUAGACCCUUUGACCUUGGUGUUAUUUGCACCAUGUUCAGCUGACUGAGCCACAGCAACACCAUACUGAAAAUGCUAAUCUUAUAAAUAUACUGUGUUUGCAUCCAGCUAAUUCCUACAAAGUGGACUACUCAGACAAAGUGCAGCAGCAGCAGCAGCAGCAAGCUUAAAAUCACGUGACUGCAGCUGAUUGACUGUUGCCUUUGCAGACAUAAAAUGAAGGUCUUUUAGUUACAAGCGGACACAUAGAAACAUCAAUACGUAUCCAUGUUUCAGAUUUAUGCCAUUGCAGCUUUCUGUGUCUCGUCCAUUCACAUUUAGACUUCUUGUCGAAGUUACUGUAGAUUAAAAUAACAUACAAAGGACAAGAUUGCCAACUUAUUUCCAGAUUUUAUACCAACAGAACAUUUUAUGGACAAUUCUGGGCAUUUUGAUGCCUAUUACGCCUUUGCCAGGGUUAUCAUGAUAACUUUCGUUUCUUCUUGGCCGACUAAUAAUAAUAGACCCAGAGCAGACCACACUCAGCCUUUCAUGGUGGUUUGAACAGGAAGUACUGCUGUGGGUGGCUAGAGUGGCACCCAGCACUUCCUCCUGCCUUCCACACUGCUGCCAAGCUCCCUCUAUCUGCGCUUGGCCUGGACGAGAUGGCCGCUCAUCACCCCCUGCUCCGUCCCACAAUCCUCCAUCUGGCCGGGCCAUCUGUUCACCCUGGGCUGGUGCGGGGUGCGGCGGCGCGACCGCAAACACUUCCCCCCUCUCUCUCCUCCACAUCAUGCCUCUGCCUGUGAGAUAAAACACACUUCAGGUGCUCUGCUGUUGGCAAUGUUGUGAUGGAUUCUUAGCAUUCAAGGGAAUGUGAGGCGACGGCUCACGUAUCCACUUCUGUUAUGUUGAAAUGUUCUUUUUUUUUUCUUCAAAUAUCUCUAAUGAACUACCUGAAAUAUGUUUGUCUGCUAUUUAUUUAUGUAUGUAUUUAUAUUUAUUUGAAUAUUUAUUGUUUGAUAUAAUCAUCAUAUCCCAAUCAAUUUCAAUGGAUCCUAAAAUGGCAGAGGACCUCUUUUUAACCAUUGCCUAAUCAGAUGCCUUGUGUCCAUGCUGUGAAAGACCUACAUAGAAUGUAAAACCACUGAAUUUACCAUUUCAUGGCUUGUAUGAUUGGUUAUUGCUUGAUCUUUAAAAUAAAAUGCUACUUGUAUUUAUUAAAGAAAAAAA
This is a messenger RNA of Sardina pilchardus (European sardine), 6310 nucleotides long. RefSeq names its product protein tyrosine phosphatase non-receptor type 5 (gene ptpn5). The transcript is spliced from 12 exons. Gene Ontology annotation, molecular function: protein tyrosine phosphatase activity; protein kinase binding. Gene Ontology annotation, cellular component: cytosol; plasma membrane; cell junction. Lineage: Eukaryota; Metazoa; Chordata; Actinopteri; Clupeiformes; Clupeidae. The coding region runs from base 773 to 2365 and encodes 530 amino acids. Gene Ontology annotation, biological process: signal transduction; peptidyl-tyrosine dephosphorylation. The record is from RefSeq and is a predicted model, not a curated record.